GUGAAGCUUACAAAUAAAAGCAUAAACUGCUCGAAAUGGCGGUGGUAAACUUGAACCCAGCGUAGAAACGAUGCCCAGAAGAAACGAAAUUGUAACUAGAUAUUAAAACGACGUGUUUACAAACGAGAAGCGAAAAGACCAUUAAAUAAAAGAGUCACUUUUGCACAGCCGGGGAGUUUGUAGACAGUGCCUGCGCGCUAGGGGAAGAGGAGGAUACAACCGAGCAUAUAGGCUGGCAACAAGAAACGAAAAAAAAAUAUCUAAGAAUAAACAUUAAAACACUUGAACAGGCGACAGCACGCCUCGGAGCUGCACGGCGACGCCAAUGAAACGGAGUUCCGAUUGGUUGCAGUCUCUGCAGUAUGGACCCUGACAAUAGCAGCUCCAGUUCAGGUGUGACUGGCCCCAGUUCGUCUCGCAGGCUGGUGGACCUGCAGUUUCCUAACUACAGCGCGGUGCUGCUGGAGCACCUGAAUCAGCACCGUGAGGAGGGGAAGUUCUGUGACCUGGCGGUGCACGUGAGGGGGCAGGUGUUCCGCGCGCACAAGGCUGUGCUGGCCGCCUCCUCCUCCUACUUCCACGACAAGCUGCUGCUGAGGGACAGCGAUGUCAUCGCCCUGCCCAGUGUCAUCGACCCUAGGGCCUUUGCAGGGCUGCUGGGGCUCAUAUACACCGGCCGGCUGCGGGUCACAGUGCAGGACAUGCCCAGUUACUUGCUGGUGGCUAGCGGCUUGCAGCUCUGGCAUGUUGUGGACCGGUGUAAAGAGAUACUGAAGAGGGAAGAGGAGCAGAAGCAUUUCAGUAAGAAGAGAUCGUACAGAAACUGCCGCUCCACCUCCCAGUCUCCCAGUAGCAGCCAGGUACUGGUGGGGUGUCGAGAGGAUACCGGGGGCAGAGACUGUACAGCGAGCGUGCACACUCAGGAGAGCCUGGCUGUGAGGAGAGAGCGGGAGGGGGGCAGGCAAGAGGCCCCAGAGGGGCAGGAGGGGCAGGACGUUCAGUGUGUCAGGCCCAGCAGCAACAGCAGGCCUGGUCGACAUGGCAACAGCAAGACCGAGGAGGAGCUGUACUACUCUACAGAACGAGAGGACCAUUAUUACUAUAGCAACAGCAACAACAUCACCGGCAAUGACGAGGAGUAUGAGGUCGAUGAGGACAUGGAGGGGGCAGAGACUGAGGACGAUGAUGUCAUCAAGGUGCAUGUCCAAUCAGAGGAGGAGGAGGAGGAGGAGGAAGAAGAGGAGGAGGAAGAGGAAGGAGGGGGGCUGAUUGCAGAAAGGAGAGAUGGAGAAGGAGAGAUCUGCAGUGGCUCUAUUGAUGAGAACGGGAGGAUGGUAGUGAUUGAGGUUGACAGGGAGAGGGGGAGAGAGAGGAAGAGGGAGCCCCUGGAGAGGGAGGCAGCAACCAGCUUUUCAUACAAGCUUGUACACAAACAGGACAGCCAACCAAGCCUGGAGCAGAGACAACAAACCCUUUCAAAUUCUUCAAACUCGUUUUCCACAGCAGCAGGGGCAGCAAGUGUACACGACUCAAGCGGGGGGGCUUUCUCGAGCAUGGGGGAGCUCCGACUGGGGCGACUGGGAACACUGGGAGCUGGCAGCGAACUGGUUCAUGUGAAGGAGGAGAGUUGGGAGGAGGGUGAGAGAGAAGGGAAAGUGCUGAUCAGCGAGAGUGGACAGGGAAUGAACUUCAUUGAUUCCAUCAGUAGAAGUGGUACCUGUAAGAGUAAUGAUGAGAUGAGUCCGCAGCGGAGUCAGGCUGGUUUCACUGUGUACUCCGGGGAUUUCAAAGCUGAGGGAGCAGGUGGAAGGAGCAGUGACUAUUUCCUGCUCUCUGCCCUGCACAACAAGGAGCCCGGCCCCGCCUCUUUGCUGGCUGCUGGGCCGGUCAAGGUGGAUUCUUCCUCCUUCCCUGACGGCACCAAAGUCAUCGCAGACCUCAUGGGUUACCCUGCCAACGCUGUCGCCCAGCAACCCAUGGAUAUCCAUGGCAACGAGAUCGUCACUCACGCCUCGCUGGGGCAGGCAGUGCACGCACCGGUCAAGAUCCUGUCCGUGGCGCCCGACGGCAAGCGAUUUGGCUGCCUGUGUGGCAAGCGCUUCGCGGUGAAGCCCAAGAGAGACCGGCACAUCAUGCUGACCCUGAGCGUGCGCCCCUUCGACUGCUCCGUCUGCGAGAAGAAGUUCAAACUGAAGCACCACCUGAACGAGCACAUGAAGACACACAUGGGCUUCCUGUACAAGUGUGAGCGCUGUGGCCGCAAGUUCAGAAUGAGGAGCUGCUACCUGAAGCACCUGCAGCAGGAGGAGGAGCAGCUGCAGCAGCACAGUGCAAGUGCAAGCAGCAUGCUGUGAAGGACAGGGUGAGGGAGCGAGGGUGUGAGGGAGUGACAGCGAGGGUGAGGGAGUGAGUGCGAGUAUGAAUAUUUCAGUGUACGUCUCAGAAUUAGUGUGUGUGAGUGACUGUGUCUCAGUGUGAGUGCCAGUGUGUGUGUGUGUGUCAGCGUAUGUGUGAAUGUGAGUUAGGGGGUGAGGGAAUGAGAGU
This is a messenger RNA of Polyodon spathula (Mississippi paddlefish), 2544 nucleotides long. RefSeq names its product zinc finger and BTB domain-containing protein 9-like. The record is from RefSeq and is a predicted model, not a curated record. The coding region runs from base 363 to 2354 and encodes 663 amino acids. Gene Ontology annotation, molecular function: RNA polymerase II cis-regulatory region sequence-specific DNA binding; protein binding; DNA-binding transcription factor activity, RNA polymerase II-specific. The transcript has 4 exons. NCBI's taxonomy places the organism in Eukaryota, Metazoa, Chordata, Actinopteri, Acipenseriformes, Polyodontidae. Gene Ontology annotation, biological process: regulation of transcription by RNA polymerase II.